AUGAAGAUGCUAACGAAGUUCGAGUCGAAGUCCACCAGGGCCAAGGGGAUCGCCUUCCAUCCCUCUAGACCGUGGGUUUUGGUGGCUUUGUUCUCAUCCACCAUUCAAUUGUGGGACUACAGGAUGGGUACUCUACUACACAGAUUUGAGGGCCACGAGGGGCCAGUCCGUGGUAUCGACUUUCAUCCAACUCAACCAAUUUUUGCCUCCUCCGGUGAUGAUUCCACCAUCAAGCUAUGGUCUCUUGACACGAAUAAGUGUCUCUACACCUUUACAGGGCAUUUAGACUAUAUCCGUACCGUGUUCUUCCAUAAAGAACUGCCAUGGAUCAUCUCUGCCUCCGACGAUCAAACGAUCAGAAUCUGGAACUGGCAAAACCGUAAAGAACUUGCCUGUAUCACUGGUCACAACCAUUUCGUUAUGUGUGCGCAGUUCCACCCAACUGAGGAUUUAGUCGUAUCGGCCUCCCUGGAUGAAACGGUGAGAGUCUGGGAUAUUUCCGCUUUGAGAAAGAAACACUCUGCUCCAGUGGACCGCUUAGAGGAAAUGAUGAUUCAACAACAGAACCUACUAGACAGUGGCUUUGGCGACUACGUCGUGAAGUUCAUUUUGGAGGGCCAUACAAGAGGUGUGAACUGGGCUACCUUCCACCCCACUUUGCCCUUGAUCGUUUCCGGUAGUGAUGACCGUCAAGUCAAACUUUGGAGAAUGAGUGCUACCAAAGCUUGGGAGGUCGACACUUGCAGAGGCCACAGCAACAACGUUGAUUGUGUUAUUUUCCACCCUCACCAAAAUUUGAUCAUCUCUGCUGGGGAAGACAAAACUUUGAGAGUCUGGGACUUGGAUAAAAGAAUGCCAGUUAAGCAAUUCAAGAGGGAUGACGACAGAUUUUGGUUGAUUGCCGCUCAUCCACAUAUCAAUUUGUUUGGUGCCGCUCAUGACUCUGGUAUAAUGAUUUUUAAACUGGACCGUGAAAGACCACCCAACGUUGUUCACCAAAACCAGUUGAUUUUCGUCAACAAGUCCAAGCAAAUCCAAGCUUUCGACUUCCAAAAAAAGGUUACAUCUUUACCGUACAUCAAUCUGAAGGGUAUUGGCGAGCUAUGGAGUUCAUUCAGAAAUAUCUCCUACAACCCCUCUCAACAUUCCGUUCUCGUCAAUACAGCGGAUGACAAGUUUGCACUAGUUGUUCUGCCAAAGCAGCCAACUGGUGCUGUCGAGCCCAACGGUGCUAUUAUUGAUAAGGGCAACUUUGCCACUUUUGUUGCUCGUAACAGAUUUGUUGUUUACAGCAAAACAGCAGAAUCCUUGGAGGUCCGCACUUUAGACAACAAAGUCACCAAAACCCUCAAGAUCGAGGACCCUGUAAAGGACAUUGCUCAUGGUGGACCGGGUGCUAUUUUGCUGCUACACCCUAGACAGGUAGUAUUGUACGAUGUUCAACAAGGGAAGAAACUAGGAAGUAUCUCCGCCAAAAACGUGAAGUACGUUUCUUGGUCUAACGAUGGUCAGUAUGUUGCGUUGAUGAGCAAGCACACAAUCACAAUCGCUACAAGAAGAUUGGAAAUGGUUAAUUCGAUGCAUGAAACGAUCAGAAUUAAAAGUGCAGCCUGGGAUGAAAGCAACGUUUUAAUUUACUCGACCUUGAAUCACAUUAGGUACUCCCUGCUGAACGGCGAUAGAGGUAUCAUCAAGACUCUGGAAAACACUUUGUACAUUACCAAGGUUCAGGAUAAAGCAGUGUACACCUUGAAUCGUGAGGGCGAGGUUGAGAUCUUGAAUAUUGAUCCAACAGAAUACCGUUUCAAGAAAGCGUUGAUCAACAAAAAUUUCCCGGAAGUUUUCAAGAUCAUCAACAAUUCCAACUUGGUUGGCCAAAAUAUCAUCUCGUACUUGCAAAAAUCGGGUUAUCCAGAGAUAGCCUUGCAAUUUGUUCAAGACCCACAGGUGCGCUUUGAUUUGGCCUUGGAGUAUGGUAACUUAGAAACUGCCCUUGAGGAGGCUAAAAAGAUAGAUAACUCUCUGGUUUGGGAGAAGUUGAAUCAAGAGGCGAUCAACCAGGGUAAUCUUGAACUGUCAGAAAUGAUCAACCAAAACCAACAAAAGUUUGACAAACUGUCCUUUUUGUACCUACUAUCAGGUGCCAACACUAAGUUGUCGAAGAUGGGGAGUAUUGCUGAGCAUCGCGGCGAUGUUUCAAGCAUGCUUUUGAACUCUUUCUACAACAACGACGUUUCCUCCAGAGCAAGAAUUUUUGCCAACGCUGGCUCAUUACCAUUGGCGUUUGCUGUUGCGAGAGCGAACAACGACAAGUCUCAGGCUGCAGAAUAUUUAGAGCAGGCUGGUUUUGAUGAACAAGAUAUUGUUCUUCCAAAGAAGUAUAAAUCCAACUCUUCUCUCAAAGUUCCUGUUGUUUCUGAACCACUAGCUAAAUGGCCGCUAAGACAGGCUGAACAAUCCUAUUACGAAAAGGCAUUGUCGGGUCAAUUUGGUGAUCUGUCCGUCGAAGAAGAAGAGCACAACGCAGGUUCAUCUGCCGCUACAGGCUUUGGCGAUGAAGAACCUGUGUUCGACGACGAAGACGUUGUGGGUGAAGAGGAAGACGCCUGGGAUUUGGGUACCGAAGACUUGGAUAUUGGUGAACCAGUUGAAGAGGUAGAGGACGGUGAGACUAAUAACGAGACCUUUGCAGUUGAAGAAAAGUCUGAAGUUUCUGUUUGGGUUAAGAACUCUAAGCUUCCUGCCGUGCUUGCUGCAGCCGGUGCUUUUGAUGCCGCUGCCCAGGCAUUGAACAAGCAAGCCGGUAUCGUACACUUUGAACCCCUAAAGGAAUACUUCAUCAACAGUUACGAAGGUGCCAGAACCUACCUGUCUGGUACUCCAGCAGAAUUACCUACUGUUGAAGGGUUCAUCCGCUCCAUCGCGGAUCCUGACAAUGAGACAGACGUUUUGCCUCAUUUGGGGGACAUCAGCGUUGUUACAGGGAAGAUCAACGAAGGGUUCAAGCUUUUCAAAGCCAAUAAGCUGGAGGGUGCCAUUGAAGUAUUCAGGGAGGUCAUUUACAGAAUAAUACUGCUGGCCAUAAACAACGAAGAAGACGAGGAAACCGCGAGACAUGCCUUGGAAGUCGCCAGGGAAUAUAUCUUGGGGCUAUCCAUUGAGUUGAAGCGUCGUUCGCUUGCCGCCGAUGACGUGAAACGUAACCUAGAACUAGCCGCUUAUUUCACCAGAGCUAAUUUGAUUCCAAGUCAUAGGAGCAAUGCCUUGCAAGUUGCCAUGUCCCAGAACUUCAAACACAAGAACUUUGUUCAAGCUUCGUAUUUUGCUGGAGAGUUCCUGAAAAUUGUCACCACUGGGCCUCGUGCUGAACAGGCAAGAAAGAUAAAGAACAAAGCGGACAUGAUGGCUAACGAUGCGAUUCCGUUGGAUUUCGACCCAUACGCCAACUUCGACAUCUGUUGUGCCAGUUACACACCAAUAUACAAGGACACGCCGUUUGUGGUUGACCCAUUGACCGGCGCUAAAUACCAAGCGUCAGAAAAGAAUCAUCUGGACAAGAUCGCCUUGAUAUCGAAGAUUGGUGCACCAGCUUCUGGUCUAAGAAUUCAUCUAUGA
Molecule: messenger RNA, 3615 nt
Organism: Huiozyma naganishii CBS 8797
Lineage: Eukaryota; Fungi; Ascomycota; Saccharomycetes; Saccharomycetales; Saccharomycetaceae
Gene: COP1
Product: coatomer subunit alpha
Exons: 1
Coding region: 1-3615 (1204 amino acids)
Biological process (GO): retrograde vesicle-mediated transport, Golgi to endoplasmic reticulum; intra-Golgi vesicle-mediated transport; endoplasmic reticulum to Golgi vesicle-mediated transport
Cellular component (GO): COPI vesicle coat
Molecular function (GO): structural molecule activity; protein binding
Source: RefSeq, a predicted model, not a curated record